Zerene cesonia (dogface butterfly) is the source of this 1828-nucleotide messenger RNA. Its product is annotated as intraflagellar transport protein 74 homolog. The record is from RefSeq and is a predicted model, not a curated record. The transcript has 11 exons. Bases 1 to 1821 code for a protein of 606 amino acids. Gene Ontology annotation, molecular function: beta-tubulin binding. Gene Ontology annotation, biological process: cilium assembly; intraciliary transport involved in cilium assembly. Gene Ontology annotation, cellular component: centrosome; intraciliary transport particle B; cilium. NCBI's taxonomy places the organism in Eukaryota, Metazoa, Arthropoda, Insecta, Lepidoptera, Pieridae.
AUGGAUUUUUCCGAAGGCAGUGAACGUAGCGGAGUACGGCGGCCGGACGCGCCUCGGCCAGUGUCCAGGCGAGGGUUUAGGGAGUAUACUAAUAGCGGAUCUGUUUUAUCGGGUCGGAGUGGUACAAUGCGUCCUACAUCAGCGUACCGCGGCGGCACCGCUCGGCUCUCAACGGCGGGCUUCGGGCCGGCGCCGCCCACCGCCAGCCGCCAGCCCACCGCCUUGACUGGCAUCUCUAUGAUCGAUAGACCAAUAACCCAACAAGGCAUAUCCGGUUUGCGCACGGGCACCGCCAGAGGGUUCCGAACUCGUCAACUACAAGAUAAGCGAUACUGGGAGGAGCUAAUGCACGUGAAGGUGCGAGAGAUGAAAGCGGAGAUAGCGAGACUGUCCGAGCAGGCGGACGCGGGGGAACGGGAGAGGUCGGCUAAGAAGCAUUAUGAGAAGAGGGUGCGCGAAUUGGCUAAGGAACUGACCGAUCUGCAAGGACGAUUAGCCGAUUACAAUACAGCAAUAAGAAUUGCAAAUGGGGAAACAACUAAACAAUCGGUUCAAGAGCAGACAAAGGAACUGGAGAGGAGCAACAGAAAAUUACAGGAGGAAGUUGAAUUGGUAUUUUUAGAGAAGCAGAGAAAAGAAAAUCAACUGAGACAACUCAGGGAACAAAUGGAUAAGGAACAAUCUGCACUGUCACAAAUUUUAACAGAAAUGACACAAGAGCAGAAAGAUCAAUAUAAUGAAUUAAACGCUGCAGCUUUUGCGUUGAGAGAGGAAGUAGAACAAGCAAGAUCUCAAAUAGAACAUUUGAGCAAAGAAAAGGACGAGUUUUAUAAAGACAUAUCUUCGUCUCAGUUGAAGAUGCAUCUCCUGGAAUUACAUAAACGGUUAGCUGCUGCUGAAGAAAAACGUGAUAAUUUGAAGAACGAGAUGAAUAUUCGCCUUGACCCACAAGAGGAACGCGAAAAGCUGUUAUUACAAGUACGCGAAGACAACGCUGCUAUAGCUUCCCUAGACAACAAUGCAGCCAGUUUGAAGCAGCAAAUAAAAAAAGUGCAAGAAUUGAUCGAACAAGCAGAACAAGACUUGGAAGAGGGAAAUUCUGAACGACACCAAAAGUACCGGGAACUAAAAAAGAGAGAAGAAACUAUGGAUGCCUUUCUAACAACUUACGAAGAAAACCUCAAGAAAGAGAAAGACAGAAUAGAACAAUUAGAGAAGGACAUAGUUUUUGCUUUAGAACACAGCAGCUCCAAUAUAGAUUUGGAUCUAAGCGAGAUAGAUAAUCUAAAAAAGAGAGAGGGAUACACUUCCACUUAUGAUGAUAGCAAGAAAACAAUUGAAAUGCUAACUAAGGAUUAUGAAAGGUUUCAAGCUAAUUUAAAAAAGGCUGAGGCGACACGUGAGCGCCUUGCUACAGAACUGCAAACGCUGCCCGAAAAAACGCAAGUGAUGAAGGAAGAGCUUGUAACAUUAUCGGAUUUAGAGAAACUGAGAGAUGAAGGUGAAGAGCAAAGAAAUGCUUUGGAAAGUGAGUUGAAACAGUUAAAAGAAAAACUAGCGCCAACAGAGAGCGCUGUUAUCGAAGCGUCUAACAAAUUAAAGAAAUUGCAAACAAGUCUCGAUGGAAACGAAAUGUACGCGAAACUCAACAAUUUGGAGGAUCAAUUAGCGCAACUAGAGAAUCGAAAAACUAUAUUGGAAGAAGAUAUUGCCUCUAUCACGCUGAAAGCUGAUUAUGAACCUUUGAAGAAGGAAGCCAUGGGCGAACUGGCUGUGUUAAAUAAAAAGAUUAUUUCAGAUUUGAACAUCAAAGCUUUUUAAGUCAUAC